AGCAGCUGCGCAGACUUGGAAAGGAAAGGCAGUGUUCGUUCUGGCGCACCUGUGCUUUGAAUUGAAAGCAAAUAUUGUGCCACAGGUCUGAAACCUUUCUCCACCCUUACGAAUUCCUUGUUUGUGUUGAAAGCCACUGCUUUCAGGACGCUCCUUUAUAUGGGAACCACAUGUCAGCUCAGAGCUAGCUUUAUGACAGAUGUGUAGAUCAGCUCGUUAGUCUCAUUUCCUAAAGUACUGGCUGGAGCGGGUGGUGGCUCCCAGUGGUCCCCACCUUUCUCCUGGAGUUGGCUAGAGCCUCAUCCUCAGCGCACAGUCAAGCCGCAGAAUCGCGCAGCUGUAACCUGGCCUGUGCACCUCCCCUCGUAGGUGUGUAAAUACUCCUGCGCUCUGGUAACAAAGUAUAAGUCUGACUUCAUGAGAUAUCUGCAAAACAGCCCAAUUCCCAUGUCUUUGACCUAUACCAAAAGUCUAGGGCCCCCAUAGCAUACAAAAAUUUAUUAGAGCUAAACAUUCCGUUUUGAUGCUUUGGAAUCAGGCAGACUGGAGUGAGGGUCCCUGGACAGCUCGGGCUUUCAAAGUUCUCUCCUCACUGUGUCCAUCGAGGCCAGUAACCAAGGAGAGGUGAGCCCCACUUGGUCGUGGCCGGAGAUGAAGGAGCGCGCCUGCUGAAGCAGGUCUCAGCUCCGCCAGCCUGCGCUGGGCACACGGAGCUUCUCUAAGAACCCAGGCACCCCAGCUAUCGCCGGUCACAGAGCGAUGGAGUAGAGGGUGAGUGGGCCCAGACAGCCCCAUCUACCGACUCACGGGGCCCAGAAAUGCCAGGCACGAGAAACAGAAGACCCGAGCCGCUAGGCUCCGCCCACGGCUGGCUCCGCCCCCCGGAGGCUCCACAUCCGGCGCGGGUCGGCUGUUCAGAGCCCGACACCAUGGCGCUGUGCGAGCGGGUUGCUGGCGGGAGCUCUCUGCUCUGGCCUCGCGUGUUGCUUUUCGGGGACUCCAUCACCCAGUUUUCUUUCCAGCCGGGUGGAUGGGGCGCAUUGCUGGCUGACCGGCUUGUCAGAAAAUGUGACGUUCUGAAUCGUGGAUUUUCAGGUUACAAUACCAGAUGGGCCAAGAUUAUCCUCCCAAGACUAAUUAGGAAGGAGAACAGUGUGGAAACCCCAGUGGCAGUUACCAUCUUCUUCGGUGCCAACGACUCCUCUCUCAAAGGUGAGAACCCCAAGCAGCACGUCCCACUGGAUGAGUACAGAGCGAACUUGCGGAACAUGGUGCAGUACCUGACGUCUGUGGGCAUCCCCCAGGAGCGAGUCAUCCUCAUCACCCCGCCCCCGCUGCACGAAGCAGCCUGGGAGAAGGAAUGCAUCCUGAAAGGGUGCAAACUAAAUCGCCUGAACGCAGUUGUGGGUGAAUAUGCUAAUGCAUGUCUACAAGCAGCCAGAGACUGUGGGACGGAUGUCCUCGACCUGUGGACCCUGAUGCAGAAGGACAACCAGGACUUCUCAUCCUAUCUAUCAGAUGGCCUGCAUUUAUCACCAGUGGGAAACGAGUUUCUGUUCUUAAACCUCUGGCCGCUGCUGGACAAGAAACUCUCCUCUCUGCCAUGGCUGCUUCCCUACUGGAAGGACGUGGAGGAAGCAAAGCCCGAGCUGAGUCUGCUGGGGGACGGAGACCAUUAGUCGGCCUGGGAUACCUUCCCAGUUGGUAACUCACAAACAUCUAGAAGCUAAUUAAACAUUUUUUCAAGAUUAACAUCUUUAUAUGCACUGGUGUUUUGCCUGCAUGUAUAUCUGUGUGAGGAUGCCAGAUCCCCUGGAACUGGAGUUAGACAGUUGUGAGCUGCCAUGUGGGUGCUGGGAACUGAACCUGGAUCCUAUGGAAGAGCAGGCAGUGCUUUAACCACAAGGCCAUCUCUCCAGCCCCCUACCCCAUUCAUGACUUUUGAUCAAAAAACCCAUUAAAGUUUGGCAGUGUAAAU
Molecule: messenger RNA, 1978 nt
Organism: Chionomys nivalis (European snow vole)
Lineage: Eukaryota; Metazoa; Chordata; Mammalia; Rodentia; Cricetidae
Gene: Iah1
Product: isoamyl acetate hydrolyzing esterase 1 (putative)
Exons: 6
Coding region: 819-1679 (286 amino acids)
Molecular function (GO): hydrolase activity, acting on ester bonds
Source: RefSeq, a predicted model, not a curated record